Messenger RNA from Tupaia belangeri chinensis (Chinese tree shrew), 552 nucleotides. RefSeq names its product 60S ribosomal protein L36a-like. Gene Ontology annotation, cellular component: ribosome. Bases 202 to 552 code for a protein of 116 amino acids. The transcript has a single exon. The record is from RefSeq and is a predicted model, not a curated record. Gene Ontology annotation, biological process: translation. Gene Ontology annotation, molecular function: structural constituent of ribosome. Lineage: Eukaryota; Metazoa; Chordata; Mammalia; Scandentia; Tupaiidae.
CAAAAUAGACAGGUGGGAUUACAUCAGAUUAAGGAGUUUCUGCACAGCAAAGGAUACCGUAAUUAGUGUCAAUUGACAACCUGCAGAAUGGGGAGAAUUUUUGUUAACUGCGUCUCAGAUAAGGGACUGAUAAUCAGAAUACACAGGGAACUCAAGCAGCUUACCCAGAGAAAAUGAUUAUUCCAAUUAAAAGAUGGGAAAAUGGCUUUCUGUGCAGACAGCAGGCCCGCAAGCAUGGCAAAUGUCCCUAAAACCCGCCAGACCUUUAGUAAGAAGUAUAGCAAGCACCAACUUCAUAAAGCGACACAGUACAAAAAGGGCAAGGAUUCUCUGUAUGCUCAGGGAAAGCGGCAUUAUGACAGGAAGCAGAGUAGCCAUGGUGGGCAGAUUAAGCCCAUUUUCCAGAAAAAGGCAAAAACUACAAAGAAGAUUGUGCUGAGGCUUGAAUGUGUUGAGUCUAACUGCAGAUCUAAGAGAAUGCUGGCUAUUAAGAGAUGUAAGCAUUUUGAACUGGGAGGAGAUAAGAAAAAGGGUCAAGUGAUCCAGUUCUAA